AACAUGGACUUUGAAGUGAGGAAAGAAACAGACACCAAUGAAUUAAGAAUUCUCAGUUGGCAGUACUAGACAGAAAACCAUAAUAAGCAGACAGACGCUAAAAUUUUCGGUACGUGUCCCUCUAGUACAAAUGAUUCAUCUUUCAAUUUUUCAUCAUUCAAGGUAACCCUCUUCUCUUCCCUCUAUAAACCCACCUUUUCUCCAUUUUGUUUCUCAUUUUCAGUAUAAAGUUUGUACCUUUACAAUCAAUAUUUGUUUUUCUUUUGACAUGGACAAGAGUAUUUAUACAUUCUUAACUAUACACCGUUGGGAGUCCCUUAAUCGUAUGAAUUAUAGAUUAGGUUCUCUUAGACCUGUUCAUGGAAUGUUAGCUUUGAAAUUCCUCAAUUGGGUCAUCAAACAACCUAAUUUGGAGUUGAAUCACUUGACUCAUAUCAUUUCCACUACCACCCAUAUACUUGUUAGAGCUAGAAUGUAUAGUUUUGCCAAAACAACAUUGAAACAUAUGUUGCAUAUGCCUAUUGGUUUCAACAAUGUUUUUAGUGCUUUGAUGGAGACAUACCCUUUUUGUCAUUCAAAUCCUGCUGUUUUUGACCUGCUCAUUAGGGUUUGUUUAAGGGAGAACAUGGUUGGAGAUGCUGUUCAGACUUUUCACUUAAUGGGUUCUCGAGGGUUCAACCCGUCUGUGUACACUUGUAACAUGGUGCUAGGUUCAUUGGUGAAGGAGAAGGACCAGAAAGUUGAUUUCUUUUGGUCAUUUUUCAAAGAAAUGCUUGCCAACGGGGUUUCUCCUAAUGUUGCCACUUUCAAUAUAUUGUUGAAUGCUUUGUGUGGACGUAGCAAGUUUAAAAGCGCUGCAUUUCUCUUGAGGAAAAUGGAAGAAACCGGUCAUUUUCCAACUGCGGUCACUUACAAUACUUUGCUUAAUUGGUAUUGUAAGAAAGGAAGGUAUAAGGAAGCUUCCGAGCUUAUUGACUCCAUGGUAUCUAAGGGUAUUUCGGCUGAUGUUUGUACAUAUAAUAUGUUGAUAGAUAGUUUGUGUAGAAAAGGUAGGAGUGCAAAAGGUUAUUUGAUAUUGAAAAGGAUGAGGAAGAGUAUGGUGUACCCUAAUGUGGUCACAUAUAAUACCCUUAUUAAUGGGUUUGUUAAGGAGGGGAAGAUUGGAGUUGCUACAAAAGUUUUUGAGGAGAUGUCGUCAUGUAACUUGUCACCAAACAAUAUUACUUACAAUACUUUGCUUUUCGGUUACUGUAGCAACGGCAACAUUGAGGAAGCCUUGAGACUUUUUGAUGUGAUGGUUUCACAUGGUUUGAGACCUGAUGAAGUGACAUAUGGGGCUCUUUUAAAUGGGAUAUCCAAGCAUGGUGAAUUUGGAUUGGUUUCCAGUAUUCUUGAGAGAAUGAGGAUGAAUGGUGUUGUAGUUAGUCAUAUUAGUUAUACAGCAAUGAUCGAUGGAUUGUGUAAGAACGGUCUGCUUGAAGAAGCUGUACAGUUGCUGGAGGAUAUGCUAAAAGUUUCUGUCAGUCCUGAUGUUGUUACAUUUUCGGCACUCAUUAAUGGAUUUCUUAAGGCGGGGAAGAUAAAUAACGCAAAGGAGAUAAUGUGUAAAAUGUACAAAGCGGGACUUGCGCCAAACAGCACUUUGUAUUCAACAUUGAUCUACAACUACUGCAAGAUGGGAAACCUAAACGAGGCGUUAAAUGCUUAUGCAGUUAUGAACCACAGUGGUCAUGUUUCAGAUCACUUUACAUGUAAUGUGUUGGUUGCCACUUUUUGUAGAUCCAAAAGACUUGAAGAAGCCGAGUAUUUUGUGGACCACAUGAGAAGGAUGGGUCUCGAUCCCGACUCUGUUACUUUUGAUUGCAUUAUAGAUAGUUAUGGAAAUUCUGGUGACGCAUUAAAAGCGUUCGCUAUGUUUGAUAAAAUGAAUAGUCUAGGCCAUUUACCAAGUCAGUCCACGUAUGAGGGUCUAUUGAAGGGACUUCUUAUUGGCGGACAUAUUAACGAAGCCAAAAUAUAUCUGCGUGGACUUAGUAACAUUCCUUAUGCCAUUGGUAAUCUUUUCUACAACACGAUGCUUACUUUGACAUCAAGAUCAGGAAAUUUAUCGGAUGCAGUUACCCUUCUGGAUGAGAUGGUUAUGAAUAAUUUUGUGCCUGACAGCUUUACGUACACCAGUCUUAUUGCAGGACUAUGCAGGAAGGGUAAAAUGGUCCCUGCACUUCUUUUGUCAGGAAGGGCAAUUGAAAAAGGAUUAUUAUCUCCAAACCAUGCAAUGUACACUAGUUUAGUUGAUGGUCUUCUUAAGGAAGGACAUUCAAAAGUUGCUUUAUAUAUUUUUGAAGAUAUGUUGAACAAAGGUGUUCUCCCUGAUACUAUUGCAUUCAAUGUUCUCUUGGAUCGAUACUCACGGAAGGGAGAAAUGUCGAAGGUAAAUGAUGUCCUUUCAACAAUGAGGAGUAGAAGUUUAAGCUUCAACUUGGCUACUUACAACAUUCUCUUGCAUGGAUAUUCAAAGAGGCAUGACAUGGCAAGAUGUUCUCAGUUAUACAAUAAGAUGAUCAGGCAUGGUUGUGCGCCUGAUAGGUUAACAUGGCAUUCUCUUAUUCUUGGAUUUUCGAAAUCUGGAUCAUUAGAUGUCGCUGUAAAACUUCUAAGAAAGAUAACAGUUGAAGGUAUCAAAGCUGAUUGUUUUACAUUAAACAUGCUUGUUAGUAGGUUCUGUGAACGGAAUGAGAUAAAAACGGCUUUCGAUCUGGUAAAACGAAUGAGUAUGUUAGGAGUUACUCCUAAUGUUGAUACAUACAAUGCCCUUUUUAAUGGAUUUAUUAGAAUUUGUGCUUUUGAUGAAGCUCAUUGUAUUUUGCAUGCCUUGUUGGAAAAUAGUUAUGCUCCUACAUGUAAACAAUUUACCUCGUUAAUUAAGGGCAUGUGUAGAAUGGGAAAUAUAAAAGGAGCAAUGGAGCUGACACAUGAAAUGGAAACACUCGGGGUCGGCUCCCAAGGUGUUGCUAUGAGCGCUAUUAUUAGAGGGCUUGCACGUUCAAGGAAAACUGACAAUGCUGUUAACGUUCUUGAUAUCAUGCUUGAGAUGCGAAUCAUUCCAACUGUUGCUACUUUCACGACAUUAAUGCACACCUAUUUCAAAGAAGCUAAUGUUGCCAAGGCAUUGGAAUUGAGGAGUGUAAUGGAACAGUGUCAUGUGAAGCUUGAUGUUGCUGCAUACAACGUUCUUAUAUCUGGCCUUUGUGCCAAUGGUGAUGUUCAAGCUGCUUUUAAACUUUAUGAAGAGAUGAAACUAAGAGAUCUCUGGCCUAAUACUUCUAUAUACAUAGUUCUUAUUGAUUCAUUUUGUGCCGGAAAUUAUCACGUUGAAAGCGAAGAGCUAUUGAGGGAUUUACAGACCAGGGAAUUGAUGUCUUUAGAUUUGUGUGGAGGCACUGAAAGACUGAAAGAACUGUUGAUGAUUGCAAGGAAAGAAUUAAUUCGUGCGAGGUACAAAACAAGAAGAAAAUACGGAAGAACACCGGUCGUAUCUCCAGAGGGAAACUAGAUGCGACAAAUACUACAUCAAAUUGAAAAAGGAGACACAAAACCGAUGGUGUGACGUGACAUACUCUAACCUGCCCUGGUUCUGAAAAUUUCAAAUAAGGGUGCAAAUCUGGGAGCUAGCAAACAAGUUACUGUGGCACGGAGUGGUGAAUCCUAGUCAUCAGAUUUAUGUCCUAGAUCUAAUGUAUGUGCAUGGAUUCUGAAAAUAAUUCAUCUCAGUUCUCAAAUGGUAAGGGUUGGUUUGCAAGAACAAAUAGGGUGAAGUUGCGUAACCUUCUUGCAGCAGCCGAAAGUGCGGAUAUUUUGAAAGUCCCUCAGUUGAAGGUGAUUGAAGAAUAGUAAAUGUGUGUUUUGGUCAUACUAUCCAGGGCAUCAAGAUAAAUCAGAUUUCAACUAUUUAUUUUCCAUUUUUCAGGCACAUGAUUACGUUUUCAAAGGCAUUGGCUAAUAUGCAUAAGGAUUUUCCUUAUGCACCAUGCAUAAGUCAAUCUAAGCCAUUGGAUCAUGUUUUUAAUACCAAUAUUGAGUAUUGAGUAAUGAGUAUUGAGUGGUGAGUAUUGAGUUUUGAGUAGUGAGUGUUGAGUAUUGAGUAAUAACAAUUGAUCUUUAGAAUUUGAUCUAAUGAUCAAGGGUCCAUAAUAAUCUAUGCACGGUGCAUAGAUUUUUAUCUAUGCACGGUAACUGCACCCGUUUUCAAAGGAGCAAAAUGCACGACCGGUCUUGUUGUUCAACUUUGAGUAUAUCAGGUUCUGUCAAGAAAAGUCAUUGAUGCAAUUAUUGGUUUGCAGGAGAUGUUGAGAAAAUGCACUUCACUUGUUUAGUAGACAUAGGAGAGAUUCAAGUUCAUGGAUUAAUGGUGAGGCAUAAAUCAUGCUUCUACUACCUGCCUGAUUCCUUUCCUAUAAACAAUAUUUUCCCAAGGAUGAGAAAAAUACGGUUUCUUCAUGUCGAAGUAAGGCCUUUAAAAUGUUUGCAAGUUCCAUGUUUAUCCCGUGAUGCGGCCAUUGUUUUAAAACAAUGGGACUUAACGACUUAUAACUGUGAAAAUAAAACAAGAUAGAUGCAACAGUGAAGAAAAGAGAGAAUUUUCUACUACUUUUCCUUCCAAUUUUAUGUAGCACUUUUUUGUUUUCAUGUGAAACCCUAAAUCCAUUGUUCUUUAUGUUUUGUUAUAAUGAUUAUUCUUCAAUUAGGAAGUAUGCUUUACAUUGAGCCAUUUGAGCUUCCUGUGUAUCCUAUAACCAGUGGCACAAUAAUGAACCCUGUACCAUUAAAUUUCGCUGACACAAUGAUGUCUACUAAUGGCUCCUAUUCUUCUCAGGAUAUGAUAAUAUAUAGGCAAGAUAGAUCUUGUGAGCCUGCUGCUCUUAUGGCUGUUAACCCUAAUUCAAAGUCUGUUUCACAGUCAAAUGUCAAUGACUGCACUAAGGAAUCCAAUCAUUUGAAUUUAAACUCAGAGGCAUUCAGGAGGAUUAUUUCUUAUCAGAUGUCGGGAGGAGAAUGUUUUUGGCUUUAUGAGGAUAAAAAGGGUAUGAAACGUGGGCCGCAUUCCAUUUCAGAAUUGAUUUCCUGGCUCCACCAUGGAACCAUAUGUGGAUCAGAUUCCAAAAGCAAUGGAGUCGGUGACGUGAUGAACUUAAACUGUGAAAUAUCUGAAGACCUUUCUUGCCAAUAACAGGAAAAACAACUCUUAAUCGAAUCGCAAUCGAAGUCCAUCAAGCUAAAACCAGGCAAAGAUUCUAGUAACAGCUCUAUUGUUCGGAGAUAUCCACGGGUAUGCUGAGAAUGCUUCAGAGCAUGCACACUGCACACUGAUGAUAUGAGACAGAAAACCAGAACAAAAAAAAACUAGACCAGGAGUAGCUAUCCUCCAUUAAAGCAUAACAGCGGAUCUCAACCAGUCUUUGAAGGCUCAACUAUGAUUUUGUAUAUACUUUGAAAUGAACCAUGUCCCCGCAAUUGUUUUGAUGACCUGCACUACUUUUUACUUCCUCGCUUAUGAAGAUCUUUGAGUUUCUUGUGUUCCAAAUACACCAAACCGUGACCAAUCAGAUUAAUGAUUUUGAUUUUUUGUGGUUCUAUCCAUUGAAAUUUCUAGCGAAACUGGUAAGAUGAUCUUCAUCGUUGAUGCACGGGAUUUCUCCUGACUUCGACCACUAUUUUUAGUGAAGUGACAUUGAAAAAAUAGAUGUUGGAUGAUUUCCGGGGUAGAACAAAAAACGCAACUAUAAUCCAGUUUCUCUCAAAACCCAUUCUGCUCAUCAUAUAAAUAACAAACAAAAUGCAACUAUAAUCCAGUUUCUCUCAAAACCCAUUCUGCUCAUCAUAUAAAUCAAAUAAUCUCAAUCCACGCAAUCGCAAACUUUUUCAUAUCGACUUUAAAGAGUAGACACUUAUCCUUUCUCCGCUUUGCCAAGUCUGCGAUUUCAUUUUUCAAUAUCGACUUUAAAGAGUAGACACUUAUCCUUUCUCCGCUUUGCCAAGUCUGUGAUUUCAUUUUGUUCUACCACACCAUGCUUGUUUCUGUAGCAUCUUGCAUUUCUUCCUACAUUUUAUAGGCUCUCUCAAAGGUUUUACUCCACUACUAUUUCGUUUUGUUUCUGAUUUAAUUUGCGCAUGUACAUUCAAUAUGAGAAAAUAACCAUUAAA
Messenger RNA from Vicia villosa (hairy vetch), 6201 nucleotides. RefSeq names its product pentatricopeptide repeat-containing protein At5g55840. The transcript has 5 exons. The record is from RefSeq and is a predicted model, not a curated record. Lineage: Eukaryota; Viridiplantae; Streptophyta; Magnoliopsida; Fabales; Fabaceae. Bases 269 to 3553 code for a protein of 1094 amino acids. Gene Ontology annotation, molecular function: protein binding.